UUAAGAAGAAGAAAGUGGCGCAGCGUCAUUUGAGACUGUUUAUUCUCACACGAAUCACUGGCCAGAAAAGAUCUAUUCCGAUCUUGCGAGCCUACAAAGAGUUUAUCUUAUUUUUCUCGAUUUUGUUUUAUUAAAAAAAUAAUAAUAAUAGGAAAACAACAAUUGGAGGUCCUAUAUUUUACAUUUAAAGUAGCGUUAAAGCCUUCGUAGAAGAUGGCGACAUCGGACGACUCGCGCUACUAUAGUGAGCAUGAUGACCGUGUUGGUGGACCAAAGCAUCGUAACCGUAAAGGCAGAGGUCCUUUCAGAGCCCCGCUGUACAGCGAUCCGAUUUCACGGCCGAGGCAUCGAGGUGGUCACGGUGGUGGUGGAGGAGGCCCUGGUCCUCGGACCAGACUUCAGGAUGAUGAUGGAGAUGUGGCCAUGACCGAAGGUCCUCAAGACAGUGGUGGCCAGCGCAGAUUCAAUCCAUAUGGCCGACCACAGAAUCGGCGAGAUAAUCGCAAAGGUGGACGUGGUGGUGGUGGAGGCGGCGGAGGUGCAGGUGGAAAUGAUGAUAGAGGUGGCAAUCGAUAUGGAGCCAGAGGAGGUGGAGGUGGCAGUGGUUCUGAUGGAAACCGCAAGAACUGGUUUAAAAUGACUAUUCCUUUCGGGAAGAAAUAUGACAAAGAUUGGCUUUUGUCUUCACUUCAGAGCGUCUGUUCCAUGCCAUUCCAUGCCGUUCAUUAUCACACUGAUGGCAACAAGGCCCAGUUUUAUGUUGAAGACGCCACAACUGCUAACGCUUUGUUUAAAGUGUCACGGAAAAUAACGGACAAAGAUGGAUAUAAGGUGACCGUUAUUAUGAACAGCUGCCCACCACCUGCUUUGAUUCACACUGAUCUGAAGGCCGCAGAUUUGGAGCAUUUGAAACAAUGCAUGGCUAAACGCUUUGAUGGGUCACAGCAGGCUCUUGAUCUGAACAACAUCAGAGUCGAUCCAGAUUUGGUUUCUCAAAAUAUUGAGGUCACUUUAAAUCGGAGGAACUCCAUGUUGGCGGUUAUCAAAAUAAUUGAGGAGAACAUUCCUGAGCUGAUUUGUCUGAACCUAAGCAACAACCGGUUGUUCAGGCUGGAUGACUUGGCGGAUAUUGCCAACAAAGUUCCCAACUUGAAGAUUCUCAAUCUUUCACAUAACGAGCUGAAGACCGAGAGAGAGCUUGAUAAACUGAAGGGUCUGAAGCUGGUGGAACUGUUGUUGGAGGGAAAUCCUUUAUGUGGACACUACAAGAACCAGGCCGACUACGUCAGUGCCGUUCGGGAACGAUUCCCCAAGCUGCUCAAACUGGAUGGACACGUCCUUCCGCCUCCCAUUGGUUUUGAUUUGGAAGUCGCUCCUGCGACUCUUCCCCCCUCCAAGGCUAGCUACUUCUGCUCUGAAGAAAUCAAGAACAUCAUCCUUUGCUUCCUGCAACAAUAUUACAGCAUAUAUGACUCCGGAGACAGACAGCCCCUGCUGGACGCCUACCAUGACGGGGCAGCUUUCUCCCUCAGUAUUCCCUUCACCCUGCAGAACGCUUCAAAAAGUAGUUUAGGGGAGUAUCAGAAAGACUGUCGCAAUAUCAGGCGUAUGAAAGACGACCCCACUACACGGUUUCGUUUGAUCAAACACACAAGAUUAAACGUGGUGGCUUUCCUGAACGAACUCCCCAAAACUCAACAUGACAUCGCCUCCUUGAUCGUAGAUGUCAACACCUACACAGCUACAUUGUUGGCAUUUACAGUCAGUGGAGUUUUCAAAGAGAAUGGCAAAUCGCGAGACUCAUUCAGAGCCUUCUCCCGGGUGUUCAUUGCCGUACCUGCUGGAAAUGCUGGUCUGUGCAUUGUGAAUGACGAGCUCUUCGUUCGAAAUGCCACUACGGAGGAAAUUCGACGUGCAUUUGUUGCCCCAGCCCCCACGCCGUCCAGCAGCCCUGUUCCCACUCUGUCCGCCCCGCAACAAGAAAUGCUUGCUGCCUUCUCCCUAAUGUCUGGAAUGAACCUAGAAUGGUCUCAAAAGUGCCUACAAGACAACGAAUGGGAUUUUGACAGGGCUGCUCAGAUCUUCACUGGCCUUAAGGCACAAGGAAAGAUCCCAGAUGUCGCGUUCGUCAAAUAAAGGAGUUGUUGGAAGUUUUACAGAAACCCUAAACCGCAAGGGGUCUUCCUGAAUCUUCCCAUCUAAAAUAAAAUCUGUGGUUGUUUUUUUUUUUAUUCUUUUCUUUUUCCUCUAAAGAAAACAACAAUUUAAUUUCUUUACCAUGGAGAAUCAAGUUUACAGAGCAAAAAUAAGAUAGGAAAAUAACUCAGGAAGGCACUAAAACAAUUUCCCCCCAUUAUGUGAAUUAUUUUUAAAGAAAUAUGUAUUUUGAGAAUCUUUUUUUUUCUUUUCUCCCCAACUUUGCGGUUCAAGGUUUCCGUUAGUUUUAAAUGUUGUCAUGUCGAAUAUGAGACAGAUGUGACAAAUAAAGUACUUGUUCAUUGCUUGUUGUGUUUUGUAAAAUAAAUAUUAACCAUGAUCUUA
Carassius gibelio (silver crucian carp) is the source of this 2541-nucleotide messenger RNA. RefSeq names its product nuclear RNA export factor 1. Gene Ontology annotation, molecular function: protein binding; RNA binding. Gene Ontology annotation, biological process: poly(A)+ mRNA export from nucleus. Lineage: Eukaryota; Metazoa; Chordata; Actinopteri; Cypriniformes; Cyprinidae. Gene Ontology annotation, cellular component: nucleus; cytoplasm. The transcript has 21 exons. Bases 214 to 2136 code for a protein of 640 amino acids. The record is from RefSeq and is a predicted model, not a curated record.